Pimephales promelas (fathead minnow) is the source of this 5309-nucleotide messenger RNA. RefSeq names its product DEP domain containing 5, GATOR1 subcomplex subunit (gene depdc5). Gene Ontology annotation, biological process: negative regulation of TORC1 signaling; positive regulation of autophagy; cellular response to amino acid starvation. Gene Ontology annotation, cellular component: lysosomal membrane; GATOR1 complex. Gene Ontology annotation, molecular function: GTPase activator activity. The record is from RefSeq and is a predicted model, not a curated record. NCBI's taxonomy places the organism in Eukaryota, Metazoa, Chordata, Actinopteri, Cypriniformes, Leuciscidae.
ACUGCAUCUCCAGCACGCUAUGUGGCGCUGUCCAACUCUGUAUUAUGAACACGAAGAAGUAACUGUACGCUUAGUUCAGAAAACAGUGCAAAUGUUGCAUUAUUUUUGGAAGAUGUAUGUUAAACUUUGCAUCGUCAGUUUAUAAAAGAAUAUCUACCCUCUACCGUAUUGCCUUACAAUUGGACAACGUCUUUGCAAAGCGCCCUCAUGGUUGGAAGAAACGCGUCAAGCGACUUGUAAACAAAAAGCAGGAUGACAGACUGUCAUGAGUUUGAUAUUGCUUCUUCAUUUCCAAGCACUUUAAGUGUUAUUGAAACUUUUGUUCAAAACUGAAGACUACACAAUGACCGUGACCAUAAAGGCUAACAAGGCUUACAAGCUUGUGGUGCAUAAAAAGGGCUUUGGAGGCAGUGAUGAUGAGGUGAUGAUGAACCCCAAAGUCUUUCCCAAUGUUAAACUGGGGGAUAUUGUUGAGAUUGCACAUCCAAAUGAUGAGUACAGUCCUCUUCUGCUGCAGGUCAAGAGUUUAAAAGAAGACCUGCAGAAAGAAACUAUCAGUGUAGAUCAGACAGUAGCUCAGGCCUUCAAGCUUCGCGCCUAUCAGGAUGUCAUCAUCAAUAUUGUAGAUCCAAAGGAUGUGACUUUGGAUCUGGUGGAGCACUUUAAAGAUCAGUAUAUUGGACGAGGAGACAUGUGGAGACUGAAGAAGAGCUUAGUGAGCACAUGUGCGUAUGUGACACAGAAAGUAGAGUUUGCAGGAAUCAGGGCCCAGGCCAGUGAAUUGUGGGUUAAAGGAGAGAAGGUCACUUGUGGCUACAUUAGUGAAGAUACAAGGGUUGUUUUCCGAUCCACCUCUGCGAUGGUUUAUAUAUUCAUUCAAAUGAGCUGUGAGAUGUGGGACUUUGAUAUCUAUGGUGAUCUUUACUUUGAGAAAGCUGUCAAUGGUUUCCUCUCCGAUCUGUUUGCCAAAUGGAAAGAGAAGAACUGCAGUCAUGAGGUUACAGUAGUGCUGUUCUCUCGGACUUUCUACUUGGCCAAAUCACUGGAAGAGUUCCCAGAGAUGCAAAGAGCAUCGGUCCGACAAGACCAUGAUGGGCGGUAUUAUGAGGAUUUCUACAGGGUGGUGGCCCAAAAUGAAAGACGUGAUGAGUGGACGUCUCUGCUCAUCACUAUCAAGAAGCUUUUCAUACAGUAUCCUGUACUGGUGCGUCUUAAAGUAGCAGAUGGAUAUCCAUGUGGGCAUAAUUCCACUUCUGCUCAGGGAAAUUAUCUGGAAGCUAUAAACUUGUCUUUCAACGUCUUUGAUAAGCACUACAUCAACCGUAACUUUGAUCGUACGGGUCAGAUGUCGGUGGUCAUUACUCCAGGAGUGGGCGUGUUUGAGGUGGACCGCUUGCUCAUGAUACUCACCAAACAACGCAUGAUCGACAAUGGCAUCGGUGUAGAUCUGGUAUGCAUGGGAGAGCAGCCUCUCCACGCUGUUCCACUCUUCAAGUUACAUAACCGGACAGUACAUGGAGACUCCAGAAUUGGCGAUGACUACAACCUGCCUCACUGGAUCAACCAUAGCUUUUACACAUCAAAGAGCCAGAACUCGUGCAGCUGUUUUACACCACGGAUCAAGCUGGCUGGAAAGAAGGCUCAAGCUGAAAAAGCCAGAAGCAGCAAAGAGCAUUCUCUUGGUUCUCCAAAAGAUGCCGAGAACAGCCUUCCAAUCCAGGUGGAUUAUGACGCGUAUGAUGCUCAGGUCUUUAGACUUCCUGGGCCCUCGAGAGCCCAGAGGUCCACCAACUUCAGGUCAAGUCGGGAGAGGGAGUCAGCCAGCAGGAAAAGCUGGGGCUCAUCUGAUGUCGGUGGAGGCGUAAUGGGCAGCUCUCCCCCAUGCAGACCUACAGGACCAGAUGAACAGAGGAGCCUGGCGUCAGAUGACAGUUUGGGACACAUCUCCAACAUCCUGCUCAUCCCACGCCCGUCUCAGGGGCAAUAUGAGGUCAGCAGCUCCCUGGGGUACACCAGCUGCACAAGAGAAUUGCUGGAAAAGAUGAUAGAAUCCCAGAGGGACUCCAGUGCUCCAGGCCGCUUCACGGUGGGCAGCGCUGAGUCCACCCUGCAUGUACGGCCGGGCGGUUACACGCCCCAGAGGGCCCUCAUCAACCCGUUCGCCCCCUCACGUAUGCCUAUGAAACUCACCUCCAACCGCCGCCGCUGGAUGCACACGUUUCCUGUCGGUCCUUCUGGAGAGGCAAUCCAGAUCCACCAUCAGACACGACAGAACAUGGCAGAGCUGCAGGGCAGUGAGCAGAGAGACCCGGCUCGUACCUCUGCAGAGUUGCUGGAACUGGCCUAUCAUGAAGCCACGGGAAGCAAGCGGACAGCGUCCCGUUACGUUGCAGAGACUGGACUGUACAUCAGCGGAGUUCCUGACAAUGUAUCUGGAAGUCCAGCAAGUAGCAACAGCACUGGAACACCAGUGAACCGUGGUUCCCUUGAGGAUUAUUCCAGCAGUCUAGAUCCAAUCCUGCUGCUGUCUGCCCCUCCGACAGUGCCUAGUUUUUGCUGCACGGUCGGGGUGGACUGGAAGUCCCUCACCACUCCUGCCUGCCUCCCUCUCACGACCGAUUACUUUCCCGACCGCCAAACCCUGCAGAACGACUACACAGAGGGCUGCUACGACCUGCUGCCACACACUGACCUGGACAGACGUGACGAUGAGUCUCCAGCGAUGACGGCCCAUCAGGUGUUUGAAGAGUUCAUCUGUCAACGACUGAUGCAAGGCUACCAGAUCAUUGUACAGCCAAACAGGAAGCCACAGCCUGCUAUAGCCCCGCCCCUCAGCAGCAGCCCCCUUUAUUCCAGAGGGCUGGUGUCUCGGCGUAAACCAGAGGAGGAAGAGAAUCUUUACUGGCUCAGUAUGGGGAGAACCUUUCAUAAAGUCUGCCUUAAAGAUAAGAUCAUUACAGUUACCCGCUACCUCCCAAAGUAUCCAUAUGAAUCCACACAGAUUCAGUACAGCUACAAUCUGUGCCCUCCGCAUGCUGAUGCCCACUUCCUGCCAUUCUGGGUUGAGUUCAGCCAUGAGCGGCUGGAGGAGUACAAAUGGAACUACCUGGACCAGUACAUCUGCUCUGCCGGCUCAGAGGACUUCAGCCUUAUUGACUCUUUGAAAUUCUGGCGCACACGCUUCUUGCUGCUGCCAGCGGGUGGAGCCAGGCGAGUGGCGGAUGGUGAGGGUCACUGGGACGUAUAUGGGGAGGGGGCGGGGGCAGGGCGGGAUGGCCUCUCUGGCAAUGGGGACUGGUCCCUUUUGGAUGGAUUUAUCCGCUUUUUGGAAGGCCUGAACAGGAUUCGCCGGCGCCAUCGAUCUGAUCGUAUUAUUCGUAAAGGCGCUACUAUUAAAGGCCUACAGGUGACAGGGGCCCUUUCAUCCUACAACCCGGAGCCUAUCGCACCCCCUGUGGGCAAAAAGGGCACCUCUGCCCUUUCUGCACUUCUGGAGCUGGAUCAGACACAGAAGAGUUUAGAAGAGCAGCAGCUUGCUGCUCAGCAUGGUGGGAAACCAUGUGGACCUUUCAAUGAAGCGGCCAGCGUUGCCCUGACAACCACCUAUGUCGAUAGCCCCCGUAAGGAUGCUGCCUUCAUUUUGGACUUUAUUCGUAGUCCACGUUCCUCCUACAUCUAUCACUCUCAGCUGCCGGCUGAACAGGUUCCAGCAAAUUCCAUUGAGGGUGGACUAUCAGACAAAGGAGGAAACCAACCAAGUGAGAGAACAUCUGGUAUGUCCCAAGCCAUAGGAGACCCAACCCCAGGCACAGGUUCAGAAACCGGGGGACAGUCAGGGACCAGUUGUUUGAGUCUUUCCUCAUCUUCCACACUGAUGGAGAUCCUGGAAGCCAUUAAGCAUCCCACCACUGGAGUGCAGCUUUUGCCAGAGCAGAGGGGCCUGCCUCCCAACUGCUUUGUCAGUGCUGAGGUUGUACAUUGGCUGGUGAGCACUGUGGAGAAUGUCGCCACUCAGGGCAUUGCAGUAGAAAUCAUGCAGAAAAUGUUGGAUGAAGGUCUAAUUACUCAUGCGUCCGGUGAUGCCAUGAGAACCUUUGUCUAUGGCUUCUACUUUUACCGGAUUAUCGACAAAGACAGCGAGAAGGCCCCUACAACUCCGUUGCCCCCAGCUGGAGCCAACGUAUGGUCUGCCGCAGCUUUGGAGGACUUCGCCCUGUUCCAGAGGAAGUGGUUUGAGGUGGCCUUUGUCAUGGAGGAACGUCGGCCCUGUGACUUACCGGCCUUCCUGCUACCCUGGUUGCCCAGCCGGCCGGCCUCGUACGCAAGUAGGCAUAGUUCCUUCAGCCGCAGCUUCGGAGGACGCAGCCAAGCUGCUGCACUGCUAGCUGCCACAGUUCCAGAUCAGAAAACAGUCACCUUGGAUGUGGACGUAAAUAAUCGCAGUGAUCGGACGGAAUGGUGCAGUUGCUACUACCAUGGCAACUUCUCCCUCAAUGCUGCCUUUGAAAUCAAGCUGCACUGGAUGGCUGUCACUGCAGCUGUACUCUUUGAAAUGGUGCAAGGCUGGCACAGAAAGGCGGCAUCUUGCGGAUUCCUGCUUGUACCUGUGUUGGAGGUGCCCUUCGCUUUGUCAUCGUACCUAUAUGGCGACCCUCUCCGUGCUCAGUUGUUUAUCCCCCUAAACAUACAGUGCCUACUAAAGGAGGGCUGUGAUAACCUGUUUGAGGGGUUUGAGCCAGAGACAUACUGGGACAGAAUGCAGUUGUUUCAGGAGGCCGUACUCUCCAGAUUUGGCUUUGUGCAAGACAAGUUCUCAACAUCAGCUUUUAACUUUCCAUCAGAGAACAAACCCCAGUACAUCCAUGUAACAGGUACAGUUUUUCUUCAGCUGCCUUACUCGAAAAGAAAAUACUCCAGUGGCCAGCGGCGGCGCCGUAACUCCACCACCUCCGCCAGUCAAAGCCUGUUUGGUUCUGAGGACCGAGUGGGCUACAAUUGGGCUUACAAUACCAUGCUGACCAAAGCCUGGAGAACUGGUGUUCUGGGGGACGAGAAACUGGCUGACCGCCUGCUACGGGAUUUCACAGAUUUUUGUGCCAACAAGGAUAAUCGACUGGUGACCUUCUGGGAAAGUUGUGUGGAGAAAAUGAAUGCCAGUGCCCCUUAAGAAAAGAGAAAGUAGGAAAGGCAAUGGAUACUUUCAGAGAAAAUCGAGACAGUUCGCCUUUGAAUAGAUGAUUGGACUGAUAGCAGCAGAACAUUAGCUUUUGAAGCAGAGGAAAAUAAAGGAAUAGCCUCAUCAUAAAACA